This is a messenger RNA of Plectropomus leopardus (leopard coralgrouper), 1663 nucleotides long. It is a transcript of the gene fibpa, whose product is annotated as fibroblast growth factor (acidic) intracellular binding protein a. Gene Ontology annotation, biological process: platelet aggregation. The record is from RefSeq and is a predicted model, not a curated record. Lineage: Eukaryota; Metazoa; Chordata; Actinopteri; Perciformes; Serranidae. Gene Ontology annotation, molecular function: fibroblast growth factor binding. Gene Ontology annotation, cellular component: nucleus.
ACCGGAACUUCCGGUAGUAUGACUGCUGUUGUUGACACUUAGCAUCUUAGCACCUAGCAGCACAGUAGCACUACUAUUUGGUAGAUGUCGGUGAUUUAAACAUCGCGCCUUUUUUUGCCUUCUCAUGCCGUCGUGUUAAUUUGGUCGCAAUAUACCGUUUUAUUGUCUGGUUGUUCGUUUAAUCUCCGCUGACACUGCUAAUUUUGCGACGUUGGUAGCUUGAGACGCUAGCCUUCAGUGGAGGAAGCUAGCUAGUUAGGACAUCAUGGAAACAUGAUUUAAGUUUAGACAGAUUUUAACGGUAUACUUUGCAUUUUAGCUUUUACUGUAGCUUCGUGCUUGAAGCUGGUUGGGGAAACGUUCAAAACAAGAUGGCAGUAGAGCUGGAUGUGUUCGUGGGUAACACCACUAUCAUGGAUGAGGAGGUUUACCAGCUCUGGUUGGAUGGAUACACAGUGAACGAUGCAGUGAAAGUAAGAAUGGAAGGAGGAGUGCUGGAGGAGUGUGAGGCGAGUUCGGACGUUCUGCUGAGCGACACCAUGGACCAGUACAGGACUUUCCAGAUGUGUGAGCGUCUGCUGCACAAUCCAUCCAAACUGGCCAACCAGCUACUGUUUCAGAUCCCACCUCAUCGACAAGCCAUGCUCAUAGAGAGAUAUUAUGCUUUUGAUGAUGCAUUUGUUCGUGAGGUCCUGGGAAAGAAACUCUCCAAAGGGACCAAAAAAGACUUGGACGAUAUCAGUGCCAAGACAGGCGUGACGCUGAAGAGCUGCAGACGACAGUUUGACAACUUCAAACGUGUUUUCAAAGUUGUGGAGGAGCUGAAGGGACCCCUGGUGGAGAAUAUCCGUCAGCACUUUCUUCUGUCUGACAAGCUUGCAAGGGAUUACGCUGCCAUUGUUUUCUUUGCCAACAAUCGCUUUGAGACGGGGAAAAGAAAGCUGCAAUACCUCACAUUUCAGGACUUUGCUUUCUGUGCCGGGCAGCUUAUCAGCAACUGGACCGUUGGGGCUGUUGAUAACAUGGUGGAAGACAUGGACGUAGAUCUCGAUAAAGAGUUUUUACAAGAGCUGAAAGAGCUGAAGGUGUUAAUCACAGACAAAGAUCUGCUGGAUCAACACAAAAGUCUGGUCUGUACAGCCCUCAGAGGAAAGACUAAAGCUUUUACUGAGAUGGAGGCUAAUUUCAAGAAUCUUUCCAGAGGUCUUGUCAACAUUGCAGCAAAGUUAACCAACACAAAAGAUGUCAGAGAUUUCUUCAUUGAUCUUGUGGAGAAGUUUAUUGAGCCGUGUCGUUCAGACCGAUGGACAGCUGCGGACAUGAGACUCUACCUCACUCACUACAGCAACUCUGCACACAUACUUGACACUUUCAAACAUCAGGUUGUGUGGGACAGAUACAUGGGCGUCAUCAAAAGCUGUAUCUUUAAAAUGUAUCACGACUGAAGCGUUUUCUUUGCAGCUUGCCCCUCAUUUCUCCCCACUCUUCCCUCUGUAUGUUUUCCGGCUUUUCUCCCCCGCUGUAGCCGUUAUCUUCAGUUUGUGCUUUCUGUGUCAUUUUGUCAGCACUGAUAAAUCCGCUUAAAGCUCCCUGGUUGCUCCCCAUAGUGUCCCAGCAGUGUCUGUACAUUUGAUUUGUAAAUAAAAAAAAUAAUGUAUUUACA